AUGAGGCUCCGCUUUGGGAUGAUGACGCCCAACUUGCUAGACUUGGCCGCUAUUGCCGGCCUCCGCCCUCAUGGAGAGGAUUUCUCGGCCGCCAACCUUCCGGAUGGCAAAGUGGGCUUAGAUUUUCACAAGUCAAACAAGAAUUCCGGGAGCUGGGUGAAGACAUAUCUUGGCCAUGGCGGAGAUCCCACCGACCCUCCUUCCAUCAAUGGCGUAUCCUACACUGAGCACGUGGCUUUCCUUGUGAUGUGGUUGUGCAAGUUCUUGGCAUGCCCAAAAUCCGGCGGGAUCACAAAGGAAUUUCAAGCCUUGGCGGAGGUGCUUGCGGAUGGCCAUCAAGUGGCCAUGGGCCCAAUCUUUCUUGCCUAUCUUUAUAGAGGGCUCCGUGAGUUAUAUUUUCCGGAGUUAAGUCCCACCACCGUUUGCCCAAACGAUGAAGCACUUUUGGGUCCGCCUUUGCUCAACGCCCCACGGCGGAAGCAUUUUGUGGAGGAUUGCUUCCGCUUUUUCUAUGAGUGCCAGGAGAGGACUAGGGAGCAUCUCUCCAUUUGCCUUGAUCACCGUUUCCCGGAUUAUCUAGCCCUGGAUCUUUCCUCAUAUCCCACGGCGGAGACGAAAGAUGAGAGACAUAAUAUGUGGGCGAGCAUCCUUAUCAGCCGAGAUCUUCCAUAUGGCCUAAUGGUGAACAAGGGAAGCAAUUAUCAUUGUGGUGGUGAGCUUUAUUAUCCCGCCGCCGCCGGCUACCAGCUUGGUUUCAUACAGAGCAUCCCUAUACCACCCAUGGAUUCCGUCAACCUGCUCUCCUCUUGGCGGGUGGAAUUUAAAGAUGCGAAAGAGGUCGCCACCUUGACGGAUUUCAACCAAGACUUGGUGAAAUCCUUCAGUAUUCCGAUUAGAGAUCCUCGGUUUGGUGACUCUAACAUCUUUAUCCAUUGGUGGAAAGAAAUGUCGGCCGGUUGGUUUUCUCAACCAUGCUCAGAGAUUGAGGAUAGGAUCUUUAAGCAUUGCCCAUGCUCAUUGGCCUUUCAACAAGAGAAAGAGAAGAAGAAGGCCCAAGCAAAAGUUGACACCGCCGAGAAGGAAAAUCCUCCCGCCAAGGUUAUUGAGAGAGAGAGCUUGGCCAAAUCCGCCAAUACAAAUUCUGGGCGGGGCGAGAAAAGGCCCACCGCCCCCAUCCAAGGAGAUAGCCCCGCCGGAAAUAUUUUGCCUUCUCAAACAUUCCUUCGGCCCAGAAAAGCCGCGGAUCCUCCUUCCUCUUCUCAUUCGGUCGGGGCCGUGCAAUCGGCCACCACUUCAUCCGCCGCUCCGGAAACUCAACCUCCUACACUUGAGAAGGGAGUUGGGGCGCAAGUCAUGACUUCGGUGGGCGAGGAUGAGUCGGCCGAGAUCACUACCACGGAGCACCUGGAGGAUGUUUCCAUGGGGUCACACGAGAUUACUCCUAUGCCCGAUGAUGACGCUCAUGAGGACGUGGCCGAGCUGACCGAGGAAGACUUUCCACAUGUUCCGAAUUCUCAGCGGGCCAUUUUUGGCCCCAACCUUUCUUCGGCCGAUGCCAUGGCCACUGAGGCCGAAUUUCAGCCCCUCUUUGCCACAAGUUCGGGCUCUACCUUGACCCGCCUUCUCGAGGCGCCCCAAAGUAGCCCAACUUUUCAGAGAGCUCACACCCUCCUUUUUUAG
Molecule: messenger RNA, 1680 nt
Organism: Prunus armeniaca (apricot)
Lineage: Eukaryota; Viridiplantae; Streptophyta; Magnoliopsida; Rosales; Rosaceae
Source: the annotation of a GenBank genome assembly